Molecule: messenger RNA, 1071 nt
Organism: Mesorhabditis belari
Lineage: Eukaryota; Metazoa; Nematoda; Chromadorea; Rhabditida; Rhabditidae
Source: the annotation of a GenBank genome assembly
AUGCCUCGUCUAUUCAUUUUCUCGUUACUCCUCGUCACAGUCUUGUCUCUUCAAUUAGAUCUAAGCUCAAUAAGCGUAAAGGCGGCACUAAAAGGAAUCAUUGAUGAUAUAAAAAUUGAUGAUUUCAAUAAAUUCGCUAAAAAAUUUAAAAAAACGUACAACUCAUUGGAGUUGUUGAAGGAGAAAGCGAAGACUUGGAAAGAGAAUAUGGAUUUCAUUGAAAAGAUAAAUAACGAAAAGAGAGGCUAUGAAGUGGGCGAGAAUUUCUUCACUGAUUUGGAUGACAAUGAGCGAUCGAAGUAUUUAAUGGAUGCAAAGAAUCUCGAUGAUGCCAAUCAGCCGAAUCAUCCCAUUCUUCGACGAGCUAAAAGAGGCGCUGAAGUUCAGUAUGUGGGUGAAUUCGUUGAUUGGCGUGGUCCAUUCAUGCCGGCGAUCAGAGAUCAAGGAGCAUGUGGAUCGUGUUAUGCUUUUGCUGCAAUCAAUGCGAUCGAAGUUCAAUGGAACUCGCUCGGAAAUCCUUUCUCCGAAUUCUCCGAACAGUUCGAUAUCGAUUGUAAUCCAUCAACUUACUCAAAAGGUUGUGAUGGCGGUUUUGACUGGAUAGUGAUGAAUUAUGCUUAUCAAAACGGAUCGGUGCCACGUGCUGCCUAUCCAUACACGGGCGUCGAGGGAACUUGUAAGAAUGAUACGGGAACUUGUAAGAAUGAUACGGAAAGGCUAAACAUUGUGGCCGCUUGGUACACUUUGCGAUCGGUGGCUGAUGCUGAGUACUACGUCUUUCACAAAGGGCCCGUCAGUUUUGGUUUCUACGUUGAACCAUCUUUUCUCUCAUAUAAAUCGGGCAUCUACAAUCCACCAAUCGGCAAUUGUUACAAGUACAAUAAUAUAGGCGGUCAUGCGAUGACGAUCGUUGGAUUUGGCUCAGACAAGGGAAUUCCCUAUUGGAUUGUGCGCAAUCAGUGGGGUGACGAUUUUGGAGAGGCUGGAUAUAUCAGAAUGCGAAGAGGUGUUGAUGUUUGUAAUAUGGAGACAAGAGGCAUCAAUCUUCCAUGGGUACACGGACAAACUGAU